AUGUCUUCAGAUAUGGAGCCAAAGUGUGACCAUUGUGCAAGCGUGCAAGCAGUGAUUUACUGCAAAUCAGAUUUGGCUAAACUAUGCCUAAACUGCGAUGUCCAUAUACACUCUGCGAAUCCACUGUCACGUAGGCACACACGGUCUUUGAUCUGUGAGAAAUGUUUCUCACAGCCUGGCGUAAUCCGUUGUCUCGACGAGAAGGUUUCAUAUUGCCAAGGAUGUCACUGGCACAUAAGUAACUGCUCUGCUUUAGGGCACAGACUUCAUGUCUUGAACCCUUUCUCUGGUUGUCCUUCUCCAACAGAAUUUGUCAAAAUAUGGUCUCCGAUUCUUGAACCUUCUGUCUCCGGUUUGGUUGGUCCGUUCGUUGGUUCUUUGCCCUUGAAUGAUCCUAUUAAUGCUAUAUUUGGGAUGGGGAAAAUCAACGAAUUAGAUGGCUUCAUCGGUUCUUCCUAUUCCAUGGCGCCACACAACAUAUGUUAUACUCAGAAUCUAAGUGAUCAAUCGUCUUUGCUUACCGUGGAAUCCAAGGGAUGUUCUGAUUUGGUUCUUAAACUUGAAGAAGGAGAGGAAGAUAUAUGUGAAGGGCUUAACUUGGACAAUGCGCCGUUAAACUUUAACGUUGGAGAUGAUAUAUGUUCAUCACAAGAUCACAUAGAAUUGGACCAUACGGAACCAAACUGUCUCGUGAUCGACAAGAACAACACAUCCGUGACAGCCUCAAACUUUACUAUAGACAACGCUUUAGAGGCAACGUCACCAGAACAACAUGAUUGCUUAAGUUAUCAGUCAGGUCCGUUUCAAAUGAACAUCAGCACUGGAGGAAUUGCUCUUCCUCUUCCUGGAUCACCUGCCUUGUUCGGACAAAUGCAUCCGACCAUCACAUGUGAAAACAGUGCAGCGGAUUACCAAGAUUGUGGGAUGUCUCCAGGGUUUAUGAUGAGCGAUUCGCCAUUAUGGGAAUCGAAUCUUGAAAUUAGUCCACAAGCAAGGAAUGAAGCUAAGUUGAGAUACAAAGAGAAGAAACUAAAGCGCACGUUUGGAAAACAGAUUCGAUAUGCAUCUCGCAAAGCGAGAGCUGAUACAAGAAAAAGAGUGAAAGGGAGAUUUGUGAAAGCUGGAGAUAAUUAUGACUAUGAUCCAUCAUCACCGAGCUCAAACCAGUGA
This is a messenger RNA of Microthlaspi erraticum, 1170 nucleotides long. NCBI's taxonomy places the organism in Eukaryota, Viridiplantae, Streptophyta, Magnoliopsida, Brassicales, Brassicaceae. The record is from the annotation of a GenBank genome assembly.